AUGUCUUUGAUGCAAAUGCCUUCAAUUUCAGUCGAUUUAAAUAUGAAAAAUCAUUCUCGCCGUCAAAACAAGAUCCAUAUCAGGAAAUUAUGUUUUUUUGCUGUCUUUUCCAAAGUGCAGGCCUUUGAGAACUGGACAAUGACGAUCACUUUAAAAAUAAUUAAAAGGUUCUCUAAAACCUUAAAUUUAUUAGAGUAUUCAUAG
This is a messenger RNA of Clunio marinus, 204 nucleotides long. The record is from the annotation of a GenBank genome assembly. Lineage: Eukaryota; Metazoa; Arthropoda; Insecta; Diptera; Chironomidae.